CGUUAUUUUAUUUUUUAAAGAGGAAACUAUGACGGCGAAGAACCGCCCUCUUCCGCCGUUGCUGAGCAACAGAGGAAGCUUCCUACUCGCCACCAUCCCAGCUUGGUUCAGCAGCUUGGUAGCCGACUUUUACACCUAUUUUUUUUCCUACCAACGUAAUGGAGGUGACGAUGGACCCUUUGUUCCUGGCGUGGAGCUAUUUCAGGAGGCGGAACCUCCAAAAAUGUUCAGAUAUUUGCUCAAAGAUAUUACAAGACAACCCCUACGACCAGGCUGCCUGGAGCUUGAAAACCCGUGCUCUUACAGAGAUGGUGUACAUUGAUGAAAUUGAGGUCGACCAGGAAGGCAUUGCUGAGAUGAUGCUAGAUGAGAGCUCUAUUGCUCAAGUUGCUCGACCUGGAACAUCGCUGAGGCUCCCUGGAACAAGCCAGGGCGGAGGUCCUACUCCAGCUGUCAGGCCUAUGACACAAUCAGGUCGUCCUAUUACAGGGUUUGUGAGACCCAGCACACAGUCAGGGCGUCCUGGCACAAUGGAGCAGGCCAUCAAGACCCCACGCACUGCAAGCACUGCUCGUCCUGUCACUAGCGCUUCUGGCAGAUUCAUCCGUCUCGGAACAGCUUCAAUGUUAACCAACCCAGAAGGACCGUUUAUAAACUUGUCGAGAUUGAAUCUGGCCAAGUAUUCCCAAAAGCCCAAUUUAUCCCGGACACUGUUUGAGUACAUCUUCCAUCAUGAAAACGAUGUAAAAAAUGCUUUAGAUUUGGCUGCUCAAGCUACUGAGCAUGCUCAGUUCAAAGACUGGUGGUGGAAAGUUCAGCUGGGGAAAUGCUACUACAGGCUUGGUUUAUAUCGAGAAGCAGAAAAACAGUUUCGAUCAGCUCUCAACCAUCAAGAGGUGGUGGAUUCAUAUCUUUACCUUGCGAAGGUGUAUCAGCGCCUGGAUCAACCAAUAACAGCACUCAACCUUUUCAAACAAGGCCUGGACCACUUUCCUGGUGAGGUUACUCUUCUAACAGGAAUCGCUCGCAUACAUGAGGAGAUGAACAACAUCUCAUCAGCCACAGAGUAUUACAAAGAUGUCCUGAAGCAGGACAACACUCACGUGGAGGCUAUUGCCUGUAUAGGCAGCAAUCACUUCUACACUGAUCAGCCUGAGAUCGCUUUGCGCUUCUACAGGCGGCUCCUCCAGAUGGGAGUGUAUAACUGCCAGCUGUACAACAACCUGGGUUUGUGCUGCUUCUACGCCCAGCAGUAUGACAUGACCCUGUCCUCAUUUGAGAGGGCUCUGGCUCUGGUAGCUAAUGAUGAAGAGCAGGCUGAUGUAUGGUAUAAUAUAGGACACGUGGCUGUGGGCAUAGGGGACUUGACACUGGCCUACCAGUGUUUUAAACUGGCUUUGGCUUGUAAUAAUGACCAUGCUGAGGCCUACAACAACCUGGCUGUGCUGGAGCUGCGCAAAGGUCGAAUCGAACAGUCGAAAGCCUUCCUACAAACUGCUGCAUCACUGGCCCCUCACAUGUAUGAGCCACACUUCAAUCUCUCCAUUCUCUCUGAAAAGGUAAUUUAUCCCUAUGUAACUCAUCUAAACAGUGCAGUAGUUAAAAGACAGAGUAUAAUCUUCAUGUUAGAGUGUGACAACAUUAUAUUUUUGUACGUUUCCAGAUUGGAGACCUUCAAAGCAGUUACACUGCCGCCCAAAAGUCUGAGGAUUCUUUUCCGGAGCACGUGGACACUCAGCAGCUACUUAAGCAACUUCGGGAGCACUUUGCUGUGCUGUGAGCGUUCGAGCAGCAUGCUAAGGAAGCAAGGUGUGGUUUGGAUAAUGCAGCUGUCAAGAUAAGAGAUACUAAACUGUUGUGUUAGGUUUUGGAACCAAAAGUUAUUACAAAUGAGGUUGGUAAUAGUCAGACAUGGAAAUCAACAAAUUGGUAUUAGUUUUGGUUUGUGUUUAUUUAUCAAAUGGUAUACAGGCUAUACACUUAAUUGCCAGUUUAUUAGGAUUACCUUUAAAUUAAUGUGACAGAGUGUGUUGUUGUGUCCCACUGGAGAUAGUCCUGUGGGGUGCAUUUUCUGUCUAAAUUCUGCACACCAGCAUUGAAUUUGGAUGUAACUGGCCUUGUUCUGGCUUGUUCAUUCUUUUGCACUUUCCUGACCAUUCUCCUUUGAGCCCACUGAUCUUCAAGCUUUUACUUCCUUACAGAAUCCCAGAUCACUGGUAGUUCUUUGCUUUUCACACCAUGCUUAGUAAAUCCUUGCAACAGCAGGGUGUGAAAAGGCCAACAAGACUGCUGUUUGGGGAAGUGGUUAAGUUUACAUAUAGUUUUAUGGUCUAUGUAAUGCUGAAUAAGUUUUGUGGUUUAUGUAAUGCUGACUAAGUUUUAUGGUUUACGUAAUGCUAACUAUCUGGUGCAUUUGCAAGCUGAACAACUAACUGACACUCUAAAUGCUGCUUUGUCACACAACAUAUGACUUGCAGGAUUUUACAAAGGCGGGUGUUCUCCUGAUAAACUGGUAACC
This is a messenger RNA of Centropristis striata (black sea bass), 2518 nucleotides long. It is a transcript of the gene ttc8, whose product is annotated as tetratricopeptide repeat domain 8. The record is from RefSeq and is a predicted model, not a curated record. Lineage: Eukaryota; Metazoa; Chordata; Actinopteri; Perciformes; Serranidae. Gene Ontology annotation, molecular function: protein binding. The coding region runs from base 159 to 1841 and encodes 560 amino acids. The transcript is spliced from 13 exons. Gene Ontology annotation, cellular component: ciliary basal body; BBSome; non-motile cilium. Gene Ontology annotation, biological process: non-motile cilium assembly.